GUGACGCCUACCCCCCUUUUUGUUGUACACCGUGUUGCUAACAAGAUAGACAGUUUUUUUUAUAUUUUUUUGUAUUGUUUUGCAGUUUUCGAUUGUUUGGAAUACUAACAACAGUGGAAAUUCAGUUGCCAUUGUGUGGGGGAUAAUAGUACAUUGCUCAAUAUUAUUGUCUUGCCGUAAUUAUGUGCUCAAGAGUGCCGUCUGACGUUUCACCAAUGCCGUACCCAUGGAUGAGCUAGCAGUGAAAAUAUCAGAUGUAGAUGAUUGAUAGAAAUGUUUUCGUGUGCGGUUGAGUUGAAUGUUUUUAUUGGAUUGAAAAUUUUGGAGUGUAUCUGAAGGGAGAGAUUUUUUUGGGGGGCAAGAUGCUGAGAUUUCUGUCGAAACGGAGGGUCAGGAGUGCGGGGCAGACAGCAUCCCCGCAGAUUAAAAAUCAGAGAUUACUGAGUAAUAAAAAUAUUAUACAGUGCCAAGUCAUACUGCUGGAUGGUACGGAUUUGCCUAUCGAGUUACCGAAAAAAGCCCUGGCCAGUGACUUGUACGAGCAGGUCUUCUACUCUCUGGACCUGAUCGAGAAAGAUUACUUCGGCCUCCAGUACACAGACAGCAACAACGUGCAGCACUGGCUGGACCCAACGAAGCCGAUAAAAAAGCAGAUAAAAAUCGGACCCCCCUACACCCUCCGGUUGAAAGUAAAAUUCUACUCAUCCGAGCCGAACACCCUCCGCGAGGAGCUAACCCGCUACCAGUUCUUCCUGCAACUGAAGCAAGACCUGCUGGACGGUCGCCUGCACUGCCCCACGAACGUGGUCAUCCAGCUCUCAGCUCUAGCCCUCCAAUCCGAGCUGGGCGAUUACGACCCGACGAUCCACACAGCAGCCACAGUCUCCGAAUUUCGUUUCGUCCCAGGUCAGACCGAGGAGAUGGAGCUGGAGAUCCUGGAGGAAUACAAGAACUGCAAAGGUUUAUCUCCAGCGCAAGCAGAGUCCUCUUACCUGGGCAAGGCCAAGUGGCUGGACAUGUACGGAGUGGACAUGCACACAGUCCUGGGUAAGGACGCCUGCGAGUACUCCCUGGGUCUCACUCCCACGGGGAUCCUAGUGUUCGAGGGCAACCAGAAGAUCGGCCUCUUCUUCUGGCCGAAGAUCGGUCGCCUGGACUUCAAGAAGAAGAAACUGACUCUAGUGGUGGUGGAGGAGGACGACGAGGGUCGUGGCGAGCAGGAGCACACGUUCGUCUUCCGUUUGACAAACGAAAAGGCCUGCAAGCACCUCUGGAAAUGCGCUGUCGAGCACCACGCGUUCUUCAGACUGAGGGCACCGGUGAAGGGGGCGAGUAGUCGUCAGAAUUUCUUCAGAAUGGGAUCGAGAUUUCGGUACAGUGGGAAGACGGAGUUCCAGACGACUCAGUUGAACAGAGCAAGGAGAACUGUUCAGUUCGAGAGGCGACCGAGUCAGAGGUACGCGAGGAGGCAGAGCCACGUCCUCAGGGAGAGGCAGAGGGAGAGACACGUGGAGCCUCAGGCAGCUAGUGUUGAGUGUGAGGCCCUCCAGAGGCAGCCGAGCAAGACAGAGUCUGAGGCCUCGAGUGUUGCUACCAGUGUCACUGCCAAUGUUCAAGAGAUUGCUGGGGCUGUUGGCAGCUCUGUGGGGGCUUCAGCAUCGUCUCCACUUGUCGAUUCAAUACUCAAGUCCUUGGCGAAGGACCCACAGACCCUGGAGCUCAAGAAUCAAACCACUGCGCCGAGCAGUGAGAAGGAGGCCGAAAUCAUGAAGACUAGUUUGAUUGUGGAGAGCACGUCCAGCUCACCGCCGCAGUCAUUACCUAAUAAUCAAGUGGGCGGGACACUUCUGCUUUCUGCACGGUCACCGAUUCCACCUGAGUCACUCAAGUGCAAUAUUCUCAAGGCGAAGACACUCGAGAGCGAGAAGAACUCCAAUCUUGUGUCCAUCAUGCCGGCUGAGAGCAACGGCGGGGGCAAGAGUCAGCAUCCUGACGCUGCUACUAUCGUCUCUGUGGGAGGAGACAAGCUCACCCUAAACGUCAGUGGAACAGCUCCCCUAAGCAGUACUCCCCCAGCGGACGACACAGUGACCGUAACUCACUUUUCACUGGACAGUUGGGGUCAAAUUGCUCAGAAAACAACGCCAUUCAGUGCCAAAGUUGUCAAUCAGUCACAGAAUCCCUUCAACCCAUUCAAUACCGACAAUUGUGCUGAUGUAGUAGUGACAGCACCUGUUGAGGAAGUGAAGGAAGUGCAGACCGAGGAGACAACUGAGACUAAAAAUACGAAUCCAUUCAUCGAUUCCAAUCCUUUCCUAGGGCUUUUGAAUCCAUUCAAUGAGAUUCAGCCUGUUCUCGAAAAAAUUACAGAGAAUGAGGAGGAAAAAGUUGAGAUUGCUACGACUAGACCUGAGGAAGUGCCUUCGCCGAAUUCAUCGACAGUAACUACGUUCACACGCUCGGAACCCUGCACCACAGCCUUGGAUAUCAGUCCAUGGCUAGUGGCUGAUCCGUCCCAGGCAAAAGCCAAGACUGUAACGAUGAAAACGGUCAUUACAACGCAAUUAUAGAUAUUUAAUUAUCCACAAAUACCAGAUUCGCUGAAUGAGAGAUUAUAUUCUGGUAGUUAUUUCAGAUUAUAUAAUUGAAUACUAGCUGUCAAAUUAAACCUGAAUAACGAUGAAUAUUUUUGCAUUUAUAUUCAGCUGGGACCAACGGCUUAAUUCAGUACUUAAUCAUAUUUACAAUUUCCAUAAAUUAUAAUUAUAUAUUUAAAAGUUUUAUCGAUAUUUAUCACAUGCCAACGAAUUGUAUUUGCUUCAGGUAUUUUAUAAUGAACAAGUGCUUUUCUAUGAUGAAAAAAAAUGUUUUAAUGCUGUGAAAUUGAAAUCAUCUAUUUAAUUGGUCAAAAUUUAUUUUAUCGUAAGGACGAAUUUAUACAUCGAUAUAGAAAAUUUUACGCUGAAAAAUAAAAACGUGCAGAAG
Diachasma alloeum is the source of this 2985-nucleotide messenger RNA. RefSeq names its product band 4.1-like protein 5 (gene yrt). The transcript is spliced from 4 exons. The record is from RefSeq and is a predicted model, not a curated record. Gene Ontology annotation, cellular component: cytoskeleton. Bases 363 to 2570 code for a protein of 735 amino acids. Lineage: Eukaryota; Metazoa; Arthropoda; Insecta; Hymenoptera; Braconidae.